Cuscuta epithymum is the source of this 503-nucleotide messenger RNA. NCBI's taxonomy places the organism in Eukaryota, Viridiplantae, Streptophyta, Magnoliopsida, Solanales, Convolvulaceae. The record is from the annotation of a GenBank genome assembly.
UGAAGAAGAAGAUGUUGGGGAAGAAGUUGAUGGCGAAGAAGAUGGACUAGAAGAUGAGGAUGUCAAACUUCUUCGCAAAUUGAAGGUGUUGGAACAACUUGCAAAAACACAGGAUGAAAUUCAGCAGUUGAGGACAAGUGUUAGAGGCAUUGAGGCCACACUGGUUGAGGUCAAAGACAUGUUAUCUAAGGUGAUGGGGGUGGUUCUGCAUGGGAAUGUUCCCACACAAGAGCAGGAAGUGGUCAGUGCUGAGAAGGAUAAUGGCAAGCGUGAUGAUGUUGAAGCUAACCACUGUACUGACCAUGACGUGGCGGAUGUGCGCAUGGAAAAUAUGGCUGAGGAGGAGCCUAAUUUGCAGCAUGAUUCCAUUGAAGAGAGUGAGGAAAGCGAGCAUGGCACUCCGGCCGUGGUAACUAAAGCGAAGCCUGAGGAGGAGGAUUUAGUCCACAGUGGAGAGCCUAAUUUGCAGCAUGAUUCAAUUGAAGAGACUGAGGAAAGAGAGC